AUGACGAUCAAAAGGGACCUGGAUGACUUUGUUGCCGGAAGGAUGCAAAGCCUGGCAGGAAAGCAUCUGCAGAUCCAAGCUCACUUUGAUGAACUCCCAACCUGGAUCCAACGUGACCUAGAUGACACAGUGGCCUGGAUCCAAGAAGACCUGAAGAGACUGGAUUCCCACAUUCAGCGUCACCUGGAAGUACCAGUUGACAAGGUUCAACACGACCUGUAUGAAACAUCCAUCGAGAUCCAAAGGGACCUUCAGGACUGGUUUGCUCAAUGGGACCUAGACUUUAUCCAAGACGAAACAGCUGCAGACUCCCAAUCAGAUUGGGAAGAGGAGACGUGGCAGACCCACAGUGAGCUAGGAAUGAAUCCCACCGCUCCCCACUGUGAUGAUAGCAUGGCCUUAGAGAACUUUGUGUUACACAAAGUGUUGGGCAGGGGUUAUUUUGGCAAGGUCAUGCUGGCCGAAUUCAAAGGAAGUGGAGUGUACUUUUCAAUCAAAGCCCUCAAUAAAGGCAAAGUCCUGGCUCAUGGCAUCCAGUACUUGAUGUCUGAAAAGAGUGUGCUGACGUUAGCUGCAGGAAGCCCAUUCCUUGGCCAUUUGUACUUCACAUUUCAAACUUCGGAUACGUUGUUCUUUGUGAUGGAAUAUCUGAAUGGGGGAGACCUGUUUUUCCACAAAGAACAGAUUGGAUGCUUUGACCUAAUCAGUACACAAUUUUAUGCUGCUGAGAUGAUAUGUGGGCUUCAAUUUCUCCACAGAAAUGGAGUCAUAUAUCGAGAUCUGAAACCAGAAAAUGUAAUGCUGGAUCGAGAUGGGCACAUCAAAAUUGUGGACUUUGGGCUGAGCAAACUAAAUAUGCUUGGUGAUGAGCGUGCUAAAACUUUCUGUGGGACACCACAUUAUAUUGCACCGGAGAUAAUCCUGGGACAACAAUACUUUUCCCCUGUGGACUGGUGGUCAUUUGGGGUCCUGCUCUUCGAAAUGUUGACUGACUUGCGUCCUUUUCAUGGGGCUAAUAAAAAGGAGGUCUACGUGUCUGUCUGUAUGGACAUUCCUAAAUAUCCCAACUGGAUCAACCAGGAGUCAAAGGAUAUUAUGGAAAAGCUAUUGGAGAAAGACCCCAACCACAGGCUGGGCACAUUUGGAAACAUUAGGGAACACCCAUUCUUUGAGUCCAUAGAUUGGGCAAAGCUUGAAAGAAGAGAGAUGGAGCCCCCAUUUAAGCCUGAAUUGACGAACCCCAAAGACUGCAGAUAUUUUGAUGAGGAGCUCCUGAAUGAGACACCUAAGGUGUCCUGGGGCGACAGCCGCAACAUUGGCCCCAUGGAUCAAUCUGCUUUUGCAGACUUCUCAUCCAUGAAUCCAAGGUUUUUCAGCCCAUUUUAUCUGCAGUCUGGAGAUUACGGGUGA
This is a messenger RNA of Conger conger (European conger), 1410 nucleotides long. RefSeq names its product protein kinase C delta type-like. The record is from RefSeq and is a predicted model, not a curated record. Gene Ontology annotation, biological process: protein phosphorylation. The transcript has 9 exons. The coding region runs from base 1 to 1410 and encodes 469 amino acids. Gene Ontology annotation, molecular function: ATP binding; protein serine/threonine kinase activity. NCBI's taxonomy places the organism in Eukaryota, Metazoa, Chordata, Actinopteri, Anguilliformes, Congridae.